Molecule: messenger RNA, 2684 nt
Organism: Bemisia tabaci
Lineage: Eukaryota; Metazoa; Arthropoda; Insecta; Hemiptera; Aleyrodidae
Source: RefSeq, a predicted model, not a curated record
AUGGAAACUGUGGUCUUCUCAGUUAUAGUACGAGUAACAUACAUUUGUUAUCUUGAAAAGUCAAUGAAAGAUUAUAUAGACCAUCCAGAGUCUUUAAAUUGCUCGGGAACGAACGAGGCGAAGUAUCCGGUGAUCGUUUGGAUCCACGGCGAGUCGUAUGAUUGGAACUCAGGGAAUCCGUAUGACGGCCGAGUUUUGGCCGGAUAUGCGGAUGUGGUGGUAGUUACCAUCAAUUAUAGACUCGGAAUUCUAGGGUUUCUGAAUGCAAACGUGGCGCCGCACGUGAACGCCCGCGUGGCGAAUUACGGGCUCAUGGACCAGGUGGCGGCGCUGGACUGGGUGCGGCAGAACAUCGGGCUCUUCGGCGGCGACCCCACGAGCGUCACCCUCGUCGGUCACGGCACUGGCGCCGCUUGCAUCAACUUCCUCAUGAUCUCCCCGGCCGUCGUCUCCGGGCUGUUCAACCGGACGGUACUGCUCUCGGGUUCGGCGCUGAGUUCGUGGGCGCUGGUGGAGGACCCGGUGAUCUUCGCGGUGCGACUGGCGCAGCAGGUGAACUGCUCGAUCCCGGAGAACCUGUACACGGACCACGAGCAGAUCGUCGACUGCCUCCGGGACGUCCCGCUGGAGGAGCUCAUGCGGGCCGACGUCUCGCCGCCGGCCUUCCUCAGCGCCUUCGGCCCCUCCGUCGACGGCGUCGUCAUCCGCACCAACUUCCAGUCCGAGAUCAUGACCAACUUCCUCCCCGAGCUCCAGGGCUACUCCGCCGGCAGCGUCGCCAUGGGCAACCUCGGACACCUCAAGAAAACCACCGAGUUCAUAGGUUACAGCAGGUAUAGCGCGAUAUUCGGGGUCUCGACGUCGGAGUCGCUGAACAAGUUCUCGAACGUGGACGUGCAGAAGGGCUUCGACGGGGACCGGCGGGACAAGAUCCUGCGGACGUACGUGCGCAACGCGUACACGUACCACUUGUCGGAGAUCUUCUUCACGGUGGUGAACGAGUACACCGACUGGGAGCGGACCGUCGACCACCCGAUGAACACCCGCGACGCCACCAUCGCCGCCCUCUCCGACGCCCAGUACGUCGCGCCCCUCGUCCAGAUCGCCGACCUCCACUCCACCCCCUCGGCCAAGAUCUCCAGCAACGUCAAGAGCUUCUUCUUCGUCUUCGACUACCAGACCAAGGACAGCGAGUACCCCCAGCGGAUGGGAUCCGUGCACGGUGAAGAACUGCCCUACUUAUUUGGAGCGCCCCUGGUGGAGAGUUUUAGCCACUUCUCGCAUAAUUACACCAAGGCCGAAGUGACUCUCUCAGAAACUUUCAUCGUCUAUUUGACGAAUUUCGCGCGCACAGGGAAUCCAAAUGAAUUUCCAGCUCAGCAGGACUCGUCUGCCUCAACACUCAAGGACAAAGUACGGUAUCAUAGGAAUAUCAGCUGGGAAGGAUAUGACCCCGUUCAUCAAAAGUACCUCGAAUUUAGUUUGAAACCCAGGAUGAAGAAUCAUUUUCGGGCGCAUCAAUUGUCUGUUUGGUUACGGCUCAUUCCCGAACUUCAUCGAGCAGGGAUGGAGGACGUGGUGGCGCGUCACAACCUGUUCCGGAACCACAACGACGGUGAGCUCUACGACGGGGUGGUGCGAGCCGACCCGCUGUCCCGGCCUGGCCCGGCCGGCGGUGGUUCCGGGCCGGAGCCGAACCGGCACCUCUCCGGCUCGAGCUCGGUCGGCGGGGGUGGCCCGAGCAACGGGACCGUGGCCGAGAUCCUCUCGGCGCCGACGACGGUGACCCCCGAGACGGCCCUGACGACCUGCAUGAGUCUCCCCGUCUCCGUCCACUCAGCCGCCAACGCCACCGUCGAGCGGGAGCUCCCUGGCUACACCGUCAACUCCACCGCCUUCUGGAUCACCGUCGGCAUCGGCUGCACCCUCCUCGUCCUCAACCUACUCAUCUUCGCUAGUAUAUACUAUCAGCGUGACCGAUCCAAGAUGGAGUCGCACAAGCAGCACAACUCAUCUAUCAUCGGCAUCUCCGGUGGACCGGCAGGACCGCCGGAGCACUCGAAGAACUGGUCGACGGAGCCGAACAACUACACCCGGGUGGACGUGGAGUCGAGUCUGUACCAACAAGGCUACGUCUACCAACCGGGGCGGCAGUUCGGGUUCAACACGCUGCCGACCAAGGCGCAGCUCGCCAAGCAGUUGAUGCCCAACGAUCUGACCUCGACGCUGCCCUGCCCGAGUCAGAUCCACCACUCGGCGUCGUCGACGUUCCUGCACAACCCGGGGGCGCCGGGGCCCCCGAACGGCUCGGUGGCCAUGCAUCUGCCGGUGCCCAAGCCCCCCCAGGCCCCCCGGAGCAAGUCCCCGCCCGAGACGACCCCCCUCAUCCAGCAGCCGACCCCCAUUCUCAAAGUGCCUACCGCCGCCAUGAGUGAGAUGCGAGUUUGAGGCUCGGUCCUGCCCGUCGGGGGAGGGGAGGGUAGUCAACGCGUCAGCUUUCUCUCUCUCUCUCGCACUGAACUUUGAAGUGUAAAGAUGAGCUGGUCGAAUUUAACCAGAGACAAGAGACCCUCCGCUGGCCUCCUAGCGACAGAUGGAAGCUUUUAUACUUUCGAGGUUUCAACAAUUCCUUAUGGACAAUUAUUGGGGAGCAACAGUCAUCACCCUAGUUUCGGCUGUUGACU